UGCUUCCUAAAUAUAAGGCUCUUUGUCUAAGAAGGAAGGUUUAUUCUGACGGGUUGAGAGAUCAUAAUGGCUUCAACUUUACUAUUUUGCCUGCUCUCUUUUCAAUUAUCAUUUGUUUUUUCUGCAAGAAACAUUUCUCUCAAGUGCAUGCAAGAUACUGAUGAAUUCCUUUUUGAUUUGAAUUCAGUGAAGCCCAAAGAAUACGCUCUGAGAAUGUAUGACUCUGUGGGGAAGCUUGGGAGCAACGUUCUUAAUGGAAACGUGGACAGGCUGGGAUCAUACAGUGAGUGCCUCUCCGCCCGGGGCCCAGCAGGGAGCUUCCAAGGGCAGUACUGCAAGCUUUAUGUACAGCAGGAUGGAGCCGAUUAUAGUGUGGGCAUAUGUGUCCCUGAUUCCUGUGCUGAAGAGGAUGUGACGACGAUGUCUCGGCUGGAUAUUUUGAGGUUCAGAAACACUUCGUUCUUGGCUCCUUCCCUCUCCCUCUUUACAGCAAAUUCUUCCUCCUUGUCGGCUGGGAGUGUGGCCAGAUGUGCUGCUGGACUGUUCCCCCUGGACACAUUUGCUGCCCUGUGUCUCUUUCUCACCUUGCUGGGCCUGGCACUCCCUCUGGCUGGAACCAUCCUCGUGGCGGCCAGGGGACAGGGCCCUAACCCUGGGACUUCACCAACACCUGGGACACCUUCCACCCAGUAUGGGAGUGUGCCUUUGAGAGAGGCAGAGAGCAGGUGGCCAAGAAGCAGGUUCCAGUGGACGGCUUGCCCCACCCAGCUCUCUCCCCCAGGAGCCACGAGUGGAGGAAAAGGGUUUCUAGGAGCCGUGGAUCAUGCUCUGCAGUGCUUUUCUUGGCAGAGGAACAUGCCGGCCAUCUGGACUACAAAGAUGCCAGGAGGCACCUGCCCUGCACUGAAUGGCAUCCGUGUCUUAAGUCUCCUCUGGAUCAUCUCAGGACACACCAGCCAGAUGACCGCGUGGCUGUCUUUGGAUAACGUGCUUGAAUGGAAAACCAGAGUGCUUAAAAACCCACUGUACCUUUAUUCUCGGAGUGGCCCCUUCUAUCUUGGGGUUGAUACCUUCUUCCUGAUCAGUGGUUGGUUAAGUGCAAGGUCAUUUCUAAAGAUUCAACAGAAUUCAGACAAAGGACUAACCCCUAAAGUCAUACUCAGAUACUUUCUUAAUCGUCUUAUAAGACUGCAGCCUCUUCACCUGCACUCAGUGUGCUUGUUGGUUGGAUUGUUCCCUGUUGUUCCCUGGGGACCUGUCUGGGAAGUACCCAAAUUCCACUGGGACAACUGCCGGCAAGCUUGGUGGACCAAUCUGCUGUUGCUAAAUAACUUUGUGUCCGUCCAGAAUGCGUGUAAUGGCUGGACCUGGUACCUUGCCAACGACUUCCAGUUCCACCUCACCACACCGCUGAUUGUCCUUGUCUACAGAAAAAGCAAACAUGUGCUUGUCCUCCUCGGGGCCCUGCUGUUCCUGGCAUCUUUCACUGCCACUGCUCUGCUCACACUGGCUUACAGACUUCCCGUGUCGUCUCCAUCGGCAGCCAGUGAAAAUGAGACUGUAAUGUAUUUCUUGGAAUACUACACCAAGCCCUACUGCCGAUAUGGACCAUUCCUUGUGGGCCUCUUUCUGAGCAUUUUCAUGCACCAAAACCAUCAGUCAAAUAUUCUCAAGACCAAGGUGCAGGCCCUGUUGGGGUGGACUUGCUCCCUGCUGACCCUGUUCACGGUUGUCACUCUGGCAUACGUGCUGGACGAUCUCUCCGCUGAGACUUGGGUGGCCGCCGCAGUCUACCAGGCCCUCCACCGGACCCUGUGGGCCGCCGCCGUGGGCUGGGUCAUCUUUGCAUGCCAGGAAGGCUAUGGAGGUCUGGUGAAAAGGGUGCUUUCUUGUGACAUCUGGAGUUUCCUGGCCGGCAUCAGUUACGCUUGCUACCUGGUGCACCCGGUUCUGAUCAUCCUGCACAAUGCACUUCAGGAGACUCUUAUCCACUACACUGAUUCCAACAUGUUCUAUCUUUUCACUGGACACUGUGUGCUGACCUUCGUCUCUGGGCUGGCCCUGACGCUGUUCAUUGAGAGGCCGUGGCAGGAACUGAAGUGGACCCUGUGUGGCCGGGUGCCUGCAGAGCCAUGAACACUCUAACUAAAACCCAGAAGAGUGGAUGGCCCUUUGUUGGUGGUGACAAGCAGAGGCCCUGGUGUCCUCAUUAAGCAAAGGAUGCUUGUGUUCCUGAGAAGAGCUGUGAAUCUUGUUUCGUGAACAUUUAAUACAUACAAGUUCUCUGUGUUUAAAAUAAAAGAGUGUUCUAUGAUAAUUUUUGUAGGAGCACAAUAAUCGCCCUCGGCUGAAUCAUUUUAACAAAAAUCUGGAUUUCUUUUUUUGGGUCUUGGCUUGCAUUUGAUUUUUCUUGUAUCAAUGAUCAUAGUGUAAAAUUAAAAUGGAGCCAGGCUUGGAGGGUCCAGAGUAGACAAAGCCAGUUAACCUUCCUAAGUGACCUUGAACCUUGCUGGAUUGGCAGAUGUAAGCAAAACUUAACUUGAGCUAUUUCUUGUAAAUAUUUAUAAUAAAGAAAAACAGAACUUAAUCAACCCGGAGCAGCCAAUGAACUUAUAUAACCAGGGACUUUCCAAUGCCAGAGACUAAAUAAGGCAGCUCUGUAACUGUCACCAAUCACAUGUUGUGUUUGCUUCCCUCCUGCGCCUGUCCCCCUCGCACUCCCUCCUCGGGAGCUCCUGGACCACUUGUGCCUUGGGGCUGCUUGAUUCGUGAUUGUUAUUUGCUCAAAUGGCUCUAAAAUGUGAUCGUGCUUCAAUUUUCUUUUUUACAAUAGAAAAUGAUCCAAUGUAGUGAAUUUAUUGUAAUUUGGCUUAUGAGGUUCACUUGGGCUCUGA
Messenger RNA from Marmota monax (woodchuck), 2894 nucleotides. RefSeq names its product O-acyltransferase like protein-like. The transcript has 15 exons. NCBI's taxonomy places the organism in Eukaryota, Metazoa, Chordata, Mammalia, Rodentia, Sciuridae. Gene Ontology annotation, molecular function: acyltransferase activity, transferring groups other than amino-acyl groups. The coding region runs from base 67 to 2136 and encodes 689 amino acids. The record is from RefSeq and is a predicted model, not a curated record.